Eubalaena glacialis (North Atlantic right whale) is the source of this 2145-nucleotide messenger RNA. It is a transcript of the gene NDC80, whose product is annotated as NDC80 kinetochore complex component. The transcript has 17 exons. Gene Ontology annotation, cellular component: Ndc80 complex. The record is from RefSeq and is a predicted model, not a curated record. NCBI's taxonomy places the organism in Eukaryota, Metazoa, Chordata, Mammalia, Artiodactyla, Balaenidae. Gene Ontology annotation, biological process: attachment of mitotic spindle microtubules to kinetochore. Bases 85 to 2013 code for a protein of 642 amino acids.
ACGUCCUGUCUAGCGGGCAAUAGCACGGUUUACAGCAGUUCGGUCCCUGCGUCGUGUCGGGAAGCUGGAAGAAAGGUCAUAAGCAUGAAACGCAGUUCAUUUUCCACCGGUGGUGCUGGCCGCCUCUCUAUGCAAGAAUUAAGAUCCCAGGACUUAAAUAAACCAGGCCUCCAUACCCCUCAAACCAAAGAGAAAUCAACCUUUGGAAAAUUGAAUAUAAACAAACCCACAUCUGAAAGAAAAGCCUCUGUAUUUGGUAAAAGAACUAGUGGACCUGGAUCCCGGAAUAGUCAAUUUGGUAUAUUCUCCACUUCUGAAAAAAUCAAGGAGCCAAGACCACUUAAUGACAAAGCAUUCAUUCAGCAAUGUAUUCGACAGCUCUGUGAGUUUCUUUCAGAAAACGGUUAUGCAUAUAGCGUAUCCAUGAAAUCUCUACAAGCUCCUUCUGUUAAAGACUUCCUAAAGAUCUUCACUUUUCUUUAUGGCUUCCUGUGCCCUUCGUAUGAACUUCCUGACACAAAGUUUGAAGAAGAGGUUCCAAGAAUCUUUAAAGAUCUUGGGUAUCCUUUUGCAUUAUCGAAAAGUUCCAUGUAUACAGUGGGGGCCCCUCAUACGUGGCCUCACAUUGUGGCAGCCUUGGUUUGGCUAAUAGACUGCAUCAAGUUACAUAAUGCCAUGAAAGAAAGCUCACCUUUAUUUGAUGAUGGACAGCCUUGGGGAGAAGAAACUGAAGAUGGAAUUAUGCAUAAUAAGUUGUUUUUGGACUACACCAUAAAAUGCUAUGAGAGUUUCAUGACUGGUGCCGACAGCUUUGAAGAGAUGAAUGCAGAGUUGCAGUCCAAGCUGAAGGAUUUAUUUAAUGUAGAUGCUUCCAAGCUGGAAUCAUUAGCAGCAAAAAACAGAGCAUUGAAUGAACAGAUUGCAAGAUUGGAACAAGAAAGAGAAAAAGAACCGAAUCGCCUAGAGUCAUUGAGAAAACUGAAAGCUUCCUUACAAGCAGAUGUUCAAAAAUAUCAGGCAUACAUGAGCAAUUUGGAGUCCCAUUCAGCCAUUCUUGACCAGAAAUUGAAUGGCCUCGAUGAAGAAAUUUCUAGAGUAGAACUAGAAUGUGAAACAAUGAAACAGGAGAAUUCUCGACUACAGAAUAUUGUUGAUAACCAGAAGUACUCAGUUGCAGACAUUGAGAGAAUAAAUCAUGAAAGAAAUGAAUUGCAGCAGACCAUUAAUAAAUUAACCAAGGACCUGGAGGCUGAACAACAGCAGUUGUGGAAUGAGGAACUGAAAUAUGCCCGAGGCAAAGAGGCGAUUGAAACGCAAUUAGCAGAGUAUCAUAAGUUGGCUAGAAAAUUAAAACUUAUCCCUAAGGGUGCUGAAAAUUCCAAAGGUUAUGACUUUGAAAUUAAGUUUAAUCCUGAAGCUGGUGCCAACUGCCUUGUCAAAUACAGAGCUCAAGUUUAUGUACCGCUCAAAGAACUCUUGAACCAAACUGAAGAAGAAAUUAAUAAAGCUCUAAAUAAGAAGAUGGGGUUAGAGGAUACUUUAGAACAAUUAAAUACAAUGAUCACCGAAAGCAGCAGAAGUGUACGAACUCUGAAAGAAGAAGUCCAAAAGCUGGAUGAUCUUCACCAACAAAAAGUUAAGGAAGCUGAGGAAGAGGACAAAAAAUGUGCCAAUGAGCUGGAGUCCUUGGAGAAACACAAGCACCUGCUGGAGAGUGCAGUUAACGAGGGCCUCAGUGAAGCUAUGAAUGAGUUAGAUGCUAUUCAGCGGGAAUGCCAACUAGUUGUGCAGACCACAACUGAAGAAAGACGAAAAGUGGGAAAUAACUUGCAGCGUCUUUUAGAGAUGGUUGCUACACACGUAGGGUCUGUAGAGAAACAUCUUGAGGAGCAGAUUGCUAAAGCUGAUAGAGAGUAUGAAGAAUACACGUCUGAAGAUCUCUUGGACAAUAUUAGAGAGAUUGGAGACAAGUAUAAGAAGAAAGCUGCUCUACUUAAGGCUUCUGAUGACUGAAGAUAAAAUGUUGAUUAAGCGAGAACUUUAUUAACAGUGUAAAUUUUGAAAUGUCCUUUGUAGGUUUGAAAAAUCUCUAGCAUAUCCUUUAUCCCUCCUUACAAUGAAGUCUCAUGACCACAUCUUCCCAAG